UUAAAAUCCCAUCUCUAAUUGGCAGAAAGGAGAGCGUCUCUCAAGACCUCAUGGACACCCAAAGAGACAUGGAGGAAACCAAGGACAGUCCCGGGGCAGCAGCUGCUGAAGAACCAACAUGUUCUGGAUCACCAUCUAAAGCCAGAGAACGAGUCUCUGAGGCUCGCAGGGAACUCAUCAACAGGCUUGGUGAAGCCUCUCUGAAAGCUGUACUGGAUGGCCUUCAGCAGGGCAUCUCUGGCAGGCCUGCUGUGAUUGGGAUGGAGGAGAAAAAUGAGGUUCUGCAAGAGCACCGUGUGACUCAGGACCAAGUGAGGUGCCUCGUUGACAUGUUGUGGAACAAGGGUGAAUCAGCCUGUCAGAGAUUUCUCUCUCUCCUCGGAGAAGUGGAUCCUGCCCUCUGUGAAGACCUCUUUGGCCCUGUGAAUUCAGCUGCAACAACAGCCAAACAGGAAGCAGACCAACAGCCAGUGUUAUUGAAACUGAAAGAAUGUAUUGUCUCACAAUAUAAGACAGUGCAAGAAUAUAAUGACCUACCAGGACAGGAUGUCUUGCUGACUGAUCGCUACACUCAGCUGUUGAUCAUUGAGAAACACAGAAAACAGGAGGAAAGAGAGAAGGAGAUGCGCAUUAGUGGAGCAGGGUUCUUUGGUGCCAGACAGAAGGAAUAUAAAAGUAUUACUGUGGACCAGCUCUUUAAGCCCGAUGAUCGCGGAGAUGUUCCCAAAGCAGUAAUACUCCAGGGCAACUCUGGACAUGGCAAGUCCUUUACCGCUCAGAAGAUCAUGUUGGACUGGGCCUCAGGAAGUCUCUACCAGGAUCGCUUUGAGCUCGUUUUACACCUCAGCUGCAAGGAACUCAACCAUCUAUGCGAAGACGGAGAUCAGAGUAGUGUUUUAGAUCUUGUAAAUGUUGAGGAGGAAUUUAUCCCACUGGUUCAGAAGAAACUGAAGGAAUCACCACAAAAGGUGCUUCUCCUUAUUGAUGGAUUUGAUGAACUUCAGUUCCCAGUGAGUGAACUCCGCAAGUCUCCUGUGAAAGACCUUUCCACACCAGCUCCUGUUGAUGCCAUUGUGGGCGCUCUGCUGAAGGGGAACAUCCUAUCUGCGUGCCACCGGCUGGUCACCACCAGGCCUACUGCCUCAGACAAACUGAAUAAGCUCCUCAAACGUCCUGUGCGCUGCACUGAGAUUCUGGGCUUCUCUGAGGAGGGCGUACAUGACUACUUCAAGAGGUUCUGUAAAGAUGAGGAGCUCUGGGAGAAGGCACUUGGCAGUGUGAAGGAAAACGAAACUCUCUACACCUCCUGCUUCAUUCCUGUCAUCUGCUGGAUUGUCUGCACUGUAUUUAGGGAGCACAUGGAAAAGCACAUAGAAGUAACUAAUGCUUUGGAAACAACCACCUCCAUAUUUGUCCACUUUGUGAAAAAUCAGCUUGAGCACCACUGCCAGGGUUUGAAUCAUCCCGUGCCAGAUCUACUGAGGAGCCUUGGACAGCUGGCAGAGAGUGGCUUACAGAAGCAGCAGGUUCUGUUCGACAAGGAGAGUGUGGAAGGCACAGUCUCAGAUCUCACUAGUGUUCCCUUCUUGUGUAAAUUCCUGCUGAAGGAGACCGUGGAAAAGAAGGAAAUGUUCAGUUUCAUGCAUCUGAGCUUUCAGGAGUUCUUCGCUGCACUCCACUACACAUCAGACCAGGAUCAAGAGAAUGUCAAGAAGAUGCUUGAAUUAGUUGAGCAACAGGAAGACAAAACCCAUCUCCUACCUGUCAUUCAGUUCCUCUUUGGUCUUUUAAAUGUGAAGGUAGUGCAAGAUCUAAAGAACCUUGGGUUAACCCAAAACCUCUGUUGGGAAGCAUGUCUGAAAGAGUGGGUGGUUAAGCGCAUUGAAAAUAAAGAUUGUGAGAAAGAUGACAUGAUGCUCUUCACUCUCCACUGCCUAUAUGAGCUCCAUGAUGAUGAGUUUGUGAUGAUAGCCAUGGCAGUGUGGGAUAAGAUUUGGUUUGUCAUACCCCUGACGAGGGCAGACUGCUGGGUGCUGCUGUACUGCCUGCAGUGCUGCCCCACCAUCCCAACUCUGAAGCUCUCAGAGUGCAAUAUCACAGCAGAUAAAAUGAGAAUGCUGCAGCCUGCAUUGAGCAAAUGUCAGGAGCUGGGGUUACAGAUGGAUAAGCUGUCAGAUGCUGAUGUUGAUGAUCUGGUCUCAGCUAUGGGAGAAGGAAAGACCAUCAGUGACCUGAGUGUGUUGAACAGCAGCCUGUCAGAUGAGAGUGUGCAGCAGAUCCUCACUGCUGUCUCCAAGCAGAAGAGUGUGGGUAAAGUUGGCCUCCAUGUGAAGACCAUCACCCUCGUCACUGCAGAAUGUCUUCUCAACUUCAUGAAGAGCACACCUGCUGAAGAGGGUGUGGGGUAA
Molecule: messenger RNA, 2408 nt
Organism: Engraulis encrasicolus (European anchovy)
Lineage: Eukaryota; Metazoa; Chordata; Actinopteri; Clupeiformes; Engraulidae
Product: NACHT, LRR and PYD domains-containing protein 1 homolog
Exons: 7
Coding region: 51-2408 (785 amino acids)
Biological process (GO): regulation of apoptotic process
Cellular component (GO): cytoplasm
Source: RefSeq, a predicted model, not a curated record